GCGCGUUGCACCGAUGCAGAUCGCGGCGGCGGGUCCGUCUGUAAUGGUGCCAAGCGUCCGGCCAUGGCGCCACGCAGUCGGUCUUUUGUACGUUGUGGGGUCGGUCGGCCUCAGCUUCUACAGCCUCUCACUCUUUGUCCCGUAUCUACAAAACGAUCUCUUUUGGCGUGGCUUUGCUACACUCAACACUUCGGCGGCGCUUCGAUAUGUCUACAACCGCGCGCUCAUCUCGUUCAACGCGACAUCAAGAGUCCUCGACGUCGAGGCGCUGCCGUGGUCGGAUCCGUACUUGGUGCUACCAACGUACGGGCGGCAGCUGCUGUACCAGCACAUGACGGCGCUCCCAACUGCGAUUGCGAGCCUGCGCCGUCUCGACAGCAGCCUUUUCACGUUUCUGCCGACAAAAUACUGCUGGCUGGACUUGGAGCGGCGCUGGGAAAUGGGCGUCACGACCGCCACGCAGGCCAGAUGCGUGGCCAACGACAGGGCCAAUGGCGCUGCGUACCUCGAGGCUGUCCUGCGCAACAUGGAUUUUGAAGCGUGGUACGCCCAAAACGGCCAGCGCUUCGACAUGCGCGUGCUCACACCGCUGAAUGCGAGCGCUGCCGGCAGUGCGUGGUCGACGCGACUCUUUGCCCACACGUUUCUCGACGUACCGAGCGAAGUACGUCUCUGGGAAGCCCACGGCAUUGCCUCGUUUCAGCUGCUCUACUCGAAUCACUACGAGGUCGGCGUCCUCGAAACCAUCGCGGUCGAGAACGCCCUUGGGGUUGUGUCGUCGUUUACGAUCAAGUCGAUUGCGUCCGUGCAGCGCGGGACGCCGUCCUGGACCACCGCACUGCUCACGGGCAAUUUUGAGUUUGAGCUGCAAGGCCCGGGCGUCAACCAGAGUCUCGUGCGCCACACGCCCCGCUUUUACGGCGACAUUGAUCCGACGCAGGUCCAAGUGUACCUGCUCGGGCCAUUCCGAGGACCCAUCAACGACGUCGUGCAUGCGCAGAUCGGGAUGCUCAACAACCUUCGUCUGCGCUGGGUGCCGCCACCGCCCGACUUGAUUGGUGCGGUGCAGAGCUUUGACGCUCUCGUGCUUGCCGCGCUGCAGUCGAAUGCCGCAUUUGCACGCGCGUACAACGCCGUGCCGGCUUCGAUGGAGCUGCCACCGCCAUUGUGGACAGAUGCACCGACCGUCUACUUUGGCGGCAACCCCAUGUGUGCCAAGCAGCUACCCCUUCACUUCACGUGGACACGGCAGAGCAGUCUCUUUGUCGUUGCCAACGGCGUGAACACGUCGCGUCUCUGCUCGAUCGACGCAUGCACCGCGUACCUCGCGUCGGUUGCCGCCGCUGCCGAGCUCCUUGGAACCAUCUCGGCCGCGCUACCAGCCUCCGUGAUCGACUCGGACGUCGGGCUCAUGCAGUUUGCCGCGCCGGCGUCCAACGACUCGGACAUUUCGCUACAGACGCAGCGCCUCUUUGCACCGAUGUGGCGUCCGCACGGCGUCGCCUGCGCGUACGACUGGGUGCAGAACGUCCGCGAGGUCGUCUCGUUCGAAGGCGACGUGCGCUCGCUGCAGCUCAUGUCGGCCGCGUACACGGGGGCGUCGACAACAUUUGCACCGCCGCGCGUGAGUUUGGGCAGCUACCUCUUGGCCAUGACGGCCGUGGUCACCGGUGUGCUCUGCCUCGUCGCGGCUGCGAUUGUCUCAUGGGCUCCCGCGCGCUAA
Saprolegnia parasitica CBS 223.65 is the source of this 1723-nucleotide messenger RNA. RefSeq lists its product as hypothetical. The coding region runs from base 14 to 1723 and encodes 569 amino acids. The transcript has 3 exons. NCBI's taxonomy places the organism in Eukaryota, Oomycota, Saprolegniomycetes, Saprolegniales, Saprolegniaceae. The record is from RefSeq and is a predicted model, not a curated record.